This is a messenger RNA of Stylonychia lemnae, 3687 nucleotides long. The record is from the annotation of a GenBank genome assembly. NCBI's taxonomy places the organism in Eukaryota, Ciliophora, Spirotrichea, Sporadotrichida, Oxytrichidae.
AUGCUUAUCUGCUUUGCCAUAUUUUCACUUAUAAAAAUAAGAGUAUUUUCAAGGUAAACUAGUGAUAGCUGCCCUGAUAAUCACAAAUAUGGCUUCUAUCUCAGCUCUCCAAAUAGUAACUAUAACUUAGAAGUUUGGGAUAGCUGCAUGGACCCCGAUGAUAGUACUUAUGCAACAGGAAACAUAAUCGAUGGGAUCAAUGCAGGAUUUUUAAUGAAGGUUUCUUAUGAUGGCAACAUUGACUGGUUUAUCAGAAACACCGAUGAUACCAAUACAAAUAUGAUUCCAUUUUACAAAACUUUAUGCACUAGGAGCUUUGUGUAUUCUUUAGGAUACUCCACUAAUUCCUAGGUUGCUCAUACAUCAGGACAGACAGCUGUGUAUGUUGCCAAAUUUCAUUCCACUCAAAAACUUGUAUAUGUUAAGAAUAUCUACACAAGUGGUGUAGCUACAUAAAAAGAUAUCUUGAGUGGAGCAGACAUCACCGAGGAUAUUAAGAUGAGGGCAUAAGAUGGUUAAAUUUUGAUGGCGAAGGGCACAGCAACUUAAGGGUAUGACUAAAGAGACACUUAAGGGACUGCUUUUAACUAUUUCUAGGUAAAUGGAUUUCAAAUAGCACCAGAUCAGAGAUCAAUGUACUUCGAUCACUCCAUCAAGAACGUAUAUAGUAGCAUCUCUCCUUCUUACUUUUCAUCAGCAGUAAUGAAAUUGAAUCUGAAUUUGGAUAUUGAAUGGUAUGUAUAUAUCAAAUCAAAUGAUGGAAAUGAUGAGUCUGAUAAUGUCUUAGUUUUAGGAGAUAACUCAGUCAUUUCAUCUGGCUGUAUUAGGGCCUCAGCAUUGAAAAUGUACUCUACAACUACAACAGAAUGCGAUAUCACUAUGAUAAAAAUAAGUGCAGCUGGUGCUCUUUAAUGGGCAGUAUCUACAGGAGGAUCUAGUUAAGAUCUUUUAUUUGAUAUUGCUAGCUCUGACAAUUAUGAAAUUAUAUAUUCAACUGGUACAGUAUAAAGUUCUAAUUACAGAUACUCUAGUGAUUACGAUUUUUUUAUUGCUUCUUAGAAAAGCAGUGAUGGGUCUAAAAUUGCAUUCAAAGCUUUUGGGGGUAGUGGUGUGGAUAUUUUUAACGGAAUAUCUGUUAGUAAAAUGGGACAUAUAAGCCUUGUUGGAAGAUCCACAUCUACUGAUGGCCCUGUCCUAUCAUAUAGCUCUUGGACAUCAAUAUUCCUAAUGAAGAUAGACUCAUCAUUAGCUGACAAUAACUGCUUUUAUGAUCGAUCAGUUCCUGUCUAUACAGACAUAAAAGCUAGAAUUGAGCUAGUUUCAGAUCCAUUAUGUUUUACAAUAGCUGGUUAAACUUUAUAUACUCAUUCAAAUAUUGCCUCUGAUGAUAAAACUUCUGCUUAUACAACUCAAGGUUGGUUAAUGCUCAACCCCAACAAGCAUACCGAAUAUCCCAGAUAAAUGGGUUAAAGCAGGCUUUGGACUGAAGCUAAACUUUUUAAUGGGGACUCUUUACCCGCUACAGUGACUUUCGACACAACUAAUCAAAAGCUAACUGGAUAUUUUACUAAUGCUGGCAUUUAUUUUAUCAAAAUGCUUAAAACACUUUCUACGACUCCUGUUUACUCUGCUUAGACAUAGUUUUACAUAUAUGUUGAAGAUGACUAUCCAAUGGCUUACGGAAUCAUUCCAACCUAAAGCAUCUACGUUAAUAAGUUUUUUACACUAACACUAACUCCUAAUAUACUAUUUACAUAUCAAGUUAGUGAAGUUAUCACUCUUGAAGCUUUAAACUUUGAUUAUAGCAGCCUUCCUAGUUGGCUAAGGUUCUUUCCUAGUAAUAAUACUUUACUUGGAUACCCUACUUAUGAAUAGAUCGUGAAUAUAUCAGUAGUCUGCUAUGAUCCUCAGAGAUCUAAUGCUACAAUUUACUUCACAAUUAAAGUCUAAAAUAGCAGACCUUAUGUAAUCAGCCAACCAAAGGAUAUUUGUGUGUAUAAAGAUAAACUGAAUUAAUAAUUCAGAUAUGAGCUGCCAUAGAUUUUCUAAGAUCCAGAUGGCUAACAACUGGAUAUUUCAAUGAGUGAAAUAGCCAAUUAAGGCAGUUGCCCUGCUUAUAUAAAGUUUACAAGCAACGGUAUGGUAUUUUAUUAGGAUAAGUCAAUAGCUCCAAGCAUAGGAUAAUGCACUGUUUAGCUACUAGCGUCAGAUGGUUUUUACUCAGCAAGAACUCAAUUAAAAGUGACAUCUUUAGAGUUUAGUCCAAAGAUUGAUACAACUAACUCAUCAUGCACAAAUAUACUUUAUAAAUAUUUAGAUAAUGAGCCUGCUGGUGUCUAUUAUUUAGGGUUUUCAAAAUGCUUUCAGCAGGUAGCAACAUACUCUGCGAGUAACUUUGAUGGUUCUAUAAUGAAUAACGAGAUUUUUAAAUUUAACUCUACAAUUGGAGAAUUAAUGAUAAAUGCAUAAUUCUAGUAUUCUGGAAGCUAUUAUUUGAAACUAACUGGCUAUGAUAUCUGUAUGACAUCUGUGAGUCUGUAUGCUAACAUUAUAUUAAAUGGCUCACCAUAAUCAAAGAGCUUAAAAUUACCUGAUUAAACCAGCUAUGUGUUCGAGAGUUUUACAUUUUAACUAGAUGAUAACUGGUUCUUUGACUUUGACACUAACUAAAAUCUCUAAAUAGCGAUAUCUUAUUCCUAGGUUACAGAAUACAACUGGAUUUAAUUUACAAAUGGAAGGAAAAAGACAAUCACAGGAAAGCCUUAGUUUACUUAAAAUUACACUGUGAGAUUUACAGCCACAGAUAACUAUGGAGCAUCAGCUUACUCAGAUUUGAAAAUCAUUGUUAUUGAAAACACCAAACCUUAAUUAACUGAUUCAAGCACGUUAAGAUAUUCCUUUAAUGAGGGCUAAGUUUUCAGUAUAGAUUUACCAUAGAGUUUUAAAGACUUGGACUCGUUGGAUGCUAUGUCUUAUGGCAUACUUUAAAAUACUCAGGAUAAAAGCACAUGGGCAAUGUUUAGUCCUCUAAGUUAAACCUUAAGUGGAAUCGCUCCUACUAUAAAUACUUCACUAGGCAAUAGCUCUACAUUUACUUUUGGCUUUAUGGCUUAAGAUUCAUAGAUUACAAUUAAUAGGAGAAAUGUAUAGAUUUUAGUAAACAGAAACUUUAUUCCAAAGAUAAAUAAAACUGCUUAAAAUCUCACAUUCCUAUUCAACAGGUUCUAAGUAUACUAGAUGCCAUUAGAUUUAUUUAGUGAUAAUGAAUCUCAAACCUCACUAAGAUAUGCUCUUAAAUAAAUGAUUGGGAGAGUCUAAUAUGAUAAUAUUCAAUUGAAAGGGCUUAGUUGGUUUAGUAAUAAUAGAUCUUUAGUUGCUUUUGACCUAACUAAUUACACCUAGAUUGGUAGACACUAAUUUUAGUUAAUAGCUAUUGAUGAUCUAAAUUAAAUUGCUUAUCAGACAUUUUUCAUCGAAAUUAAAGUUGAAAAUCCCAAUUCGGUUGGUGGAAAUAUUUCAGGGACACUGACUCUUAUUGUUCUAUUAAUGAUUGCUCUUAUUGUAGUUUCAUUUUUUAUGUAAUUCAGAAAUAUAAAGAAUAUUAAAGAGGAUAGAAUAUUUUAGAGAUCUUAGCUUUAUGCAGAUAACAUCGUUGAGAAAUCAUAGAGCGAUUUGAAAAUUGAUUGA